Messenger RNA from Papilio polytes (common Mormon), 578 nucleotides. RefSeq lists its product as uncharacterized. The record is from RefSeq and is a predicted model, not a curated record. Lineage: Eukaryota; Metazoa; Arthropoda; Insecta; Lepidoptera; Papilionidae. The transcript has 2 exons. Bases 103 to 444 code for a protein of 113 amino acids.
CUCUAGAAUAGAGCAUCUUGAUGGUUCUCUUUGCGUCUUAAUUUGACAAGUGUGUUUGACAAUACAAUUUCUAAAUCAUCAGUAUUUUAAAUAUAAGCAUUAAUGGCAGCCAAUACUGAGAAGAAGGAAGCGAAAGGGACCCAAAUGAAGGGAAAACUCAAGUUUGAAAAAAAGCCUUGCCCCUGGCUAUGUGACAUGGUGCCAGUGAACGUGCCACCGCCAGGGCAGGCACAAGCUGUACUACAUCCUAGAAAAGAUGUGUUUGUCUUGAAGGUAGCUAAAAUUGGAGCAAACGGAGACCGCCGUUGUAAAUUGGAACUUGAAUUGGUGACCCCUAAAGGACCUCAAAAAAAAGCGCCGUGCCGAAUAGAGACGCGGGAAACUCAAUGCGAACCCGAAUGCGAACCAUGUGGUUGCAUGAAAACAACUAAGAGAAAGAAAUAAAAUCUAACCUUAUUGGAUCCUACAUUUUAAACCAUUGACGCUUAUCAUAUAAAAUACGUAUUGGAUUUAGAAAAUUAAGUACAAAUUUAUUAUAUUUCAUUUAUCACACAAAGAAUAUCAAAAACGAAAUAAAC